Messenger RNA from Prorocentrum cordatum, 858 nucleotides. Lineage: Eukaryota; Dinophyceae; Prorocentrales; Prorocentraceae. The record is from the annotation of a GenBank genome assembly.
AUGGUCGCGACCGCGACGACGACAGAGGUGCUGGUGACCGUGCCCGUGAUCGUGACCGGGACACUGCCCCGACGGAUGCACGAAAGCGCGACGACGCCAGAAGCCGGCGAGAUCGCAGUAACAAGCGCGGCGACGAGUUACGGAAGGACCGGAGCCGCGACAAGGACCGAAGCCGCGACAGGGACCGCAGCAGUGACCGGAACGGCGACCGUGGCUCGGGCGGUGGCCGUGGCGACCGCGAGCGGGAUCGCGACCGCGAAGACCGCGGCCGCGACAACCGUGCCAGAGUCGGCCGCAGCCGCUCCCAGCGAGGCGGCGGAGACCGGGGCCGGGACGGCAAGGGCAGCGACGAGAAGGACCGCGACCGCGGCGGUGGCGGCCGAGACCAGGACGGCGACCGGGACCGCGACGGCGGGCGCGGCGAGCGCCAUGCCGACAGGGAGCGCGACAACCGCGACCGCGACCGCGACCGGCGCGACAGGGACCGCGACGACCGUGAUCGGGACCGGGACAAGGACCGCGACGACAGGUCGGGGCGCACGAAGCUCUGCCUGGGUCUGGGACGGGAGGAACGGGGACGAGGGCCAACGGCAGCCCUGCCAGGUUUUGGGCAGGGCUCGGUGCCGGUGUCGCCGCAGACGUGGCCCGCUCGGGGCGGGCGUCGAUUGCCCCACGGCGGCCGCGGUCGGUGUGGCGCACCGUCUCCGCUCUUCGGAGCCGUCCCCAUCUUUGCUGCCCCCGGCUGAGCGUGCCGAGGAGAGUGGGUCAGGGGUCAGCAAUUUCCUUCGGAUCCCCUCCUUGCCACAGGCUUCUGCUCAGGCCGCUGUUUCUCGUGUCGGCUCGCCUGCUGCAGGUUGA